AUGUUGAAAGACAAUGAUAUUAACACACUAAAUUCCUCAAGUGAAACACUUCUGCAUGUUGCAGCUGCUAAUGGACAUGUAACCAUAAUGGAAUAUUUGAUGAGCAAAGGUGCAAAGGUAGAUGUGAAAGACAAGAAUGGAAGAACACCACUGCACAGGGCUGCUGAGAAAGGCCAUGAGGGUGCAGUGAAAGGACUGCUCCAAUCUGGUGCUUAUCUGUACAGUUUGAAUACAGAAGGCAAGACACCACUUCAUUUGGCUGCAAAGAAUGAUCACAGCCACAUAGUGACGAUGCUCCUGAAAGAAGAGGCAAGAAGCUACAGGAACCAGCACAACUUUUUGCACAUGGCAGCUCUUAAAGAUGAGACCAGUCUGGCAAAAAUGCUUUUAAAGGCUGGUGCCUCCAUUGAUGGAAAGGACGAAAAGGGACAGACUGCUCUCAGUUAUGCUGUGUUACGUGGGUCCGAAAGCACUGCAAAAGUACUGCUAGAAGCUGGAGCCAGCGUUGAUUCCAACAUGGUUGAAAGAGCCUUCAACAGCAACCACCCAUCCAUCUUCAAAAUACUACUAGAAUAUUCCAAAGAUUUGUCAUCUGAAAUAAUGGAGUCAGCUCUUUUCAGGGCUGUGCAGAAAAAUCUACCUGGUAUUGUAGCUGCUUUAAUUGACAGAGGUACGGAUAUAGAUGCCCUCAAUGACAUGAGGUACACUCCGUUACUCCUGGCAUGUGAAACAGGCAAAGCUGAAGCUGCAGAAGCUCUAAUUGAAAAGGGAGCAAACUUUGGAAUGAGGACUCCUGCUUCAGACACAGCUUUGCACUUGGCAGUUCAAGCUGGGGCUGAUUCCAUCGCACAUCUGCUUCUCCAGAAGGGGAUGGAAACUAACCUGAUCAACCAAGCCCAUGAAACCCCGCUGCACUUUGCUGCCCUUCAUAAUAAUGGAGCAUUAGUUGGCCUUUUAGUUAAUGCUGGAGCCCAAAUUAAUGCUGCCACUAAAGAGUUUGUUACUCCCCUGCAUAUUGUAAGUCAAAGAGGUAACACUGAUGCUGCCCAACAGCUCUUGCACCACAAAGCCCGUGUUAAUGUUAAGGAUAAGCAGUUAAAAUCCCCUUUACAUUUUGCUGCUGAAAGAGGAGACAAAGCAAUGGUAGAGAUGCUUCUGAAUGCUAACGCUGACCCCAACGCACAAGACAAAGAGAAGAAGACUCCCCUGCACACUGCAGCUGCGAGAGGACAUCUUGGCAUCGUGAAAGUUCUGUUAGCUGGAAAAGCAAGAUUUGGAGUGAAGGACAUGGACGGAUGCACUCCAAUGCACUAUGCAGCCAUGAAGGGAAACACAGAGAUAGUAAAAAUUCUUCUGGCAUCAGGGAAAAAUAAAAACAUUGAUGACAGAAACACUUGGAGAAAGACUGCACUGCAUAUUGCAGCAGAGCAUGGGCACAGCAACAUGAUCAACGUGCUGCUGAGACACGGGGCGGCCAUUAAUGCCUCAGACAGCAGCAGGGACACCGCGCUGCACUGCGCCUGCAAGGCCGGUCACUUGAAUGCUGUGAAUGCCCUCGUAAACUGGUCACAAGGAGAAAAAGCAAAUUUACUGGCUGCUAACAGCCUCCAAAAGACCCCACUGCAAGUAGCAGAAUUUAAUACAACAGAAAAUCAGGCUCAAAUCGUAACACUUUUGAAGAAGAAAAUGUUAAUAACAAAAUGA
Messenger RNA from Nestor notabilis (Kea), 1704 nucleotides. RefSeq names its product ankyrin-1-like. NCBI's taxonomy places the organism in Eukaryota, Metazoa, Chordata, Aves, Psittaciformes, Psittacidae. The transcript has a single exon. Bases 1 to 1704 code for a protein of 567 amino acids. Gene Ontology annotation, molecular function: protein binding. The record is from RefSeq and is a predicted model, not a curated record.